Messenger RNA from Pyrus x bretschneideri (Chinese white pear), 333 nucleotides. Its product is annotated as succinate dehydrogenase assembly factor 4, mitochondrial-like. Lineage: Eukaryota; Viridiplantae; Streptophyta; Magnoliopsida; Rosales; Rosaceae. Gene Ontology annotation, biological process: mitochondrial respiratory chain complex II assembly. Gene Ontology annotation, cellular component: mitochondrion. The transcript has a single exon. The record is from RefSeq and is a predicted model, not a curated record. Bases 1 to 333 code for a protein of 110 amino acids.
AUGGCGAUCAGUCUGGGCCGUCUAUUCGCAUCAAAGAUCAUCCCGACAAUCUCCGCGACCGAACCUCUAACUCGCGCCGGCGUCAACUCGGUGAGUCGGCUCCGGUGCUCGUCGGCCUCGCAAUCGCAAACCCAGCACGAAAAACCCAGCAAGGAGCACGGUGAACCCAUAGUAGAAAAACUCGAAAAACAAGCUGAAGAAGAAGAAGAAGAUGAUGAUGAUAACGACGAUGGGUUUGUGAAUAAAGAGACCGGCGAGGUCCGUGGGCCCAGAGGACCGGAGCCCACCCGUUUCGGUGAUUGGGAGCGAAACGGUCGCUGCUCUGAUUUUUGA